GGUACAAGAAAAUUCCCCAGGUCAUAGAGCUGGACUGGAGCCCUUCUUUGACUUUAUUGUUUCUAUUAAUGGUUCAAGAUUAAAUAAAGAUAAUGACACUCUGAAGGAUUUAUUGAAAGCAAAUGUUGAAAAGCCUGUAAAAAUGCUCAUCUAUAGCAGCAAAACUCUAGAGCUGCGGGAGACUUCAGUCACACCCAGCAACUUGUGGGGUGGCCAGGGCUUGCUGGGAGUGAGCAUUCGUUUCUGCAGUUUUGAUGGGGCAAAUGAGAACGUUUGGCACGUGCUGGAAGUGGAAUCAAAUUCUCCCGCAGCAUUGGCAGGUCUUCGACCUCACAGUGAUUACAUCAUUGGAGCAGAUAUGGUCAUGAAUGAGUCUGAAGAUCUCUUCAGUCUUAUUGAAACACAUGAAGCAAAACCACUGAAGCUUUACGUAUAUAACACAGACACUGAUAACUGUCGUGAAGUGAUUAUUACACCAAAUUCUGCCUGGGGUGGAGAAGGCAGCCUAGGAUGUGGCAUUGGAUAUGGUUAUUUACAUCGAAUACCUACACGCCCAUUUGAAGAAGGCAAGAAAAUUUCUCUUCCAGGACAAAUGACAGGUCCACCUAUUACUCCUCUUAAAGAUGGAUUUACAGAGGUCCAGCUCUCUUCAGUAAAUCCUCCACCUUUGUCACCACCAGGAACUGCAGGAAUGGAACAGGCUCUGUCUGGACUUUCUAUUAGCUCAACUCCACCACCAGCUGUCAGUAAUGUUCUCAGUACAGGCGUACCAACAGUACCAUUGUUACCACCACAGCUAAACCAGUCCCUGGCUUCUGUGCCGCCACUGAACCCAGCCACUACAUUACCAAGUCUGAUGCCUUUGCCAGCAGGACUGCCUAACCUCCCCAGUCUCCCCAACCUCAACCUUCCUGCACCACACAUCAUGCCAGGGGUCAGCCUGCCGGAGCUCGUGAACCCCGGUUUGCCACCUCUUCCUUCCUUGCCUCCCCGAAACCUGCCUGGCAUUGCACCUCUCACCAUGCCAGCCGAGUUGCUCCCGUCAUUCCCUUUGGUUCCAGAGGGCUCUUCUGCAGCCAGCUCUGGGGAGCUGCUGUCCUCACUUCCACCUGCUGGCAGCCUGCCUUCCAACCCUGUCAUCACGACUACUGCAAAGGCCGAUGCUGCCACCUCACUCCCUGUGGCUGUGACACCCCCCACUUCCAAGGCCCCCACCACUGCUGAGGACAGAGCCAGCGACUCCCCCACAGCCAGCGAGUCGCCUGCUGUUGCCGUGACCAAUGCCAGUGCUUCUGAGUCACCAUAACUUUGAACCGUUCUUCAGAGUCGGCGUGGUGUAUUUAUUUUAACCACAGGAGCGUGUCUGGAAAUGCAAACGAUCAUUAAUUUCAUACUAGUUCGUACCGUAUCUGUAGGCGUCCUGUAAAUAAUUCUAAGGGGAAAAUGAAGCAAGAGGAUGUGAGCUUUUAUCCUGCCUGGGUGGGGUGGAGCACACGGCAUAGCCUGGGAGGGAAUGUCUGAAAGUGCUUGUAUUUUAAACAACCAAAAAGAAUUGCAGGGUAGCUUUCUGCCAGGUGACCACUGCCAUUCUGAGGGGUGCACAGCUGAGUGCAGAGGCGGCAGGGUGUUUGCUCACUUCCUGCUCCCCUACUGCUCCUGUAAAAUCCGAAUUAUUCUAGGCUGAGGCCCCAACACGCAACAUUUCUUGUACUUUGUAAAACGUUUGCAAGAAUGUAGACCACCUGACUACACUUUGGAAAAGGUAAUUUGCUUUCCAUCUCUGAGUCUCUGUUAAGGUUUACAUAAAAAAGUUCCCCCGUUAAAGAUGUUUAAAUUAUACAAUGUGCACUAUUAAUUGAACACCUUCUUACUCAGCUUAUACACAGAUCCUUGUUUUGAGCUCCCAGAAUUACUCAGACAACAUUUUGUAACUGCUGCAGUUGCUUUCUACAUCUACCAUAAGAUGGCAUCUGAACAGAAAUAAAGGACACGUUGCACAAUUUUAAACCAGAAGGUGGCACUCGGUGGCUCCUUCACAAUCCAGUCCCUUGGGGAAGCAUAGAUCAGCAAUAAAUUACGGUGAUUUUUUUCCUCUUCUUGCAUUACCUAAAUUACAGCUCAUCCGCCACGUGUGCACUGGUUGUCCUCUGCGCUCUGCAUCUCUGGAGUACUUACGAUUUAUGCUUCCUUUUUUCCUAAGUUUUCUAAGAGAUGGUAAGUUAACUGGAAUUGGUUGAUUGAAUGAAAUUAAAUGCAUAUUAUAUCUGUUUUUAAAAUGA
Messenger RNA from Dipodomys ordii (Ord's kangaroo rat), 2279 nucleotides. It is a transcript of the gene Gorasp2, whose product is annotated as golgi reassembly stacking protein 2, 55kDa. NCBI's taxonomy places the organism in Eukaryota, Metazoa, Chordata, Mammalia, Rodentia, Heteromyidae. Gene Ontology annotation, biological process: Golgi organization. The record is from RefSeq and is a predicted model, not a curated record. Bases 143 to 1306 code for a protein of 387 amino acids. Gene Ontology annotation, molecular function: protein binding. The transcript has 9 exons. Gene Ontology annotation, cellular component: Golgi apparatus.